Malania oleifera is the source of this 2110-nucleotide messenger RNA. RefSeq names its product suppressor of mec-8 and unc-52 protein homolog 2. The record is from RefSeq and is a predicted model, not a curated record. Gene Ontology annotation, cellular component: nucleus. The coding region runs from base 265 to 1962 and encodes 565 amino acids. The transcript has 11 exons. NCBI's taxonomy places the organism in Eukaryota, Viridiplantae, Streptophyta, Magnoliopsida, Santalales, Ximeniaceae. Gene Ontology annotation, biological process: mRNA splicing, via spliceosome.
AAAAAAAAAAAAAAAAAAAAAGACACUUUCCAAACGAUUCGUUAGGUAGAGCAGAGCGGGACGGUAUUUCUGCAAUUCAGUGCCGUCGUAGCGGAGACUUUGGGGUUUCCGGCCGGGAAUCGGUACUCGUGUUGUCACGGCAGAAGAAGCCCUAGAAAUCCUUCAAUCCUCUUCCUCAGCUGCAUGCGCAUAAUUUGGGCAAGUCCGUAAAUGUUCGCGCGGUGUUAAUACCAGCCGCAGCUUAGUUUUUGCGAUUUCAUUUCAAUGGCCUCGUCCAAGAGAAAUAAUUACAAAGAGAAGCUAACCCGACGCAAAGAGGAGAAGGCAGAAGAACAGGAAGUGCCCAAAUAUCGAGACCGAGCAAAGGAGCGCAGGGAAGAUCAAAAUCCCGAUUACGAGCCCACUAAUUUAGGAUCUUUUCACGCGGUUGCUCCUCCCGGGACCGUUGAUCUCCGGUCGGCCGAUGCGCACAAGAUAUCUAUUGAAAACAGCAAGUACCUUGGAGGUGAUGUGGAGCACACACAUUUGGUCAAAGGUUUGGACUAUGCUUUGCUUCAGAAAAUAAGAAGCGAGAUUGACAAGAAGCCAGAUGCUGGAGAUGAUGCUGAUGGAAAAUCUAGAGCAUCAAAGAAAGAUCAGCCUUUGUCAUUUCGUACCACAACUGCAAAGUCCGUGUAUCAAUGGAUGGUCAAGCCCCAAACAACUAUCAAGUCUAAUGAGAUGUUCCUUCCUGGUCGAAUGGCUUUUAUAUUUAACAUGGACGGUGGAUUUUCUAAUGAUAUUCCAACCACCCUGCAUAGAAGUAAAGCUGAUUGCCCUGUUCCAGAGGAAAUGGUUACUGUUAGUGUUGAUGGUUCUGUGCUUGAUAGAAUUACUAAAAUCAUGUCUUAUCUUCGCCUUGGAUCAUCUGGGAAGGUUUUGAAGAAGAAGAAGAAGGAAAGAGACAUUAAAGGAAAAAUCUCAGCUCUUGCCAAUGAAUUUGAUGAAGAUGAGAAAACAUCAAAGAUGAAUGGUGGUGUGUCAAAGAAGCAAGUGGAGAGAGAAAUGCAACUGCCAGCUCCACCCCCUCCCAGAAAGAGUAAUUUUGAAUCUGGAGAGAAACAGGGCCCAACUGCUGCUAGAGUUGAAGAAGAAGAUAUAUUUGUUGGGGAUGGCAUUGACUAUGCUAUUCCUGGAAAAGAUAUGAGCCGAAGCCCUAUUUCAGAAGAUAUGGAAGAGUCCCCUCGACAUAAAGAAAAAAUUUCUUAUUUCAAUGAACCUGCUUAUGGUCCAGUUCCACCCUCCAAUGAAUGGCAACAAAUGAAUGGGUAUGAAGCUAUGCAGGCUCAAGCAGUGGCUGCUGCUUAUCAGGGAGAGUGGCAGGACUUUCAAUAUGCUGACCAACUGGCUUACCCUGAGCAAUACCUCCAACAAAGCAUGCAGACUUAUGAUGUACAAGCAGAUUUAAGCAUUCCACAGGACCCACGAUUCAUGACUCAAGAAGAGAAGGAUCGGGGUUUAGGAUCUGUGUUCAAGCGGGAUGAUCAGAGGCUUCAGCAGCUGAGGGAAAAAGAUGUCCGGGAAAAGGAUCCCAACUUCAUAUCUGAGAGCUAUUCUGAAUGCUAUCCUGGAUAUCAAGAGUAUAAUCGUGAGGUUGUGGACAGUGAUGAUGAAGAUGAUUUGUCAAAAAUGGACAUGGGGGGACGGGCAAAGGGUCGUCUUCAUCGCUGGGACUUUGAGACAGAGGAAGAAUGGGCGGCAUACAAUGAGCAGAAGGAGGCAAUGCCAAAGGCUGCCUUCCAGUUUGGUGUAAAGAUGCAAGAUGGUCGAAAGACAAGGAAGCAAAAUAAGGACCAGAAACUUACCAAUGAACUGCACAAAAUCAACAAGAUUCUUGCCAGGAAGAAGAUGGAGAAGGAGAUGAAUGAGGAUGGGGGCCAUUAUGAUGAUGAUUUACAGCCUGGAAAGAAGCUUCGGAUAUGAAAAUUGGAUGUUGGUCGUGACUUCUAUUUAUAUAAUUUAAUUGUUAAAGUUCUUUGUAUUUGAAACAAGCAAGGUGCCAAAUUUUCAGGGCGGAAGGCAAAAUUCUCAACUUCUUAAUAUUAGAAAUGCAUGUUUGCUUCUUCUUUAA